GCCGGAUUGAAGCCACUGAGCCGAAACGGGUGUAACUGGCCCGUCCGCCGACAUGCUCGACGAGCUCGCGGAGGAGACGACGUCGCCCGAUGCCCACGUGUUCGCGGCCUAUGAGAUUACGAACGCGCAGCUCCCGCCUUCUCUUCGUGGCGGUGCCACCCACGUCGUCGCCGACGCCCUGCGCGUCGCGGCGUCCAUCGACGUCAGUCGGCGCAUCUCGACCGAGACGCAUGUGCUCGCGAACCGCGCGAUCCGCCACCUGAGCGACGGUGACCAGAGCGUGACGCUCUUGGCGGCGUACGUUGCGCACAACGAGGCCCGGCGCGUGGUGCAGGCCGGUCUGCAAGCACGGGCCUCCGACAUUCAGCGCAAAUGGCUGCACGUCAAGUUCCGGGCCAUCGACCAUCCAGCCCGCUUUGAGCCGCCGGAAAUUUAUCCGUACCUCGACCUUGACGACGCGUCGGCGCCCGAGGUGGACGACGACCUAUUGACGCUCCAAGUACGCAUCCCGUGACGGACUGUAGCAUAGCAAAUGUAGAUUGCGCAGUACAAAGCUGUGCUGGACAAACGCGUGGCAGAGUCGAGAGAGGCCCGCCGCCAAGAAGCUCUCGCCGCCGCCCAGCAGCAAAAGGUCACGGCGCUGCGCCGACGCCGCGAGGUGCACGCCGAGCGUCAUCGCCUCGAAAACAUUCAACACCGGUGGGAGUACCUCGUGAGUUUGGCGCUGCGGCGCGACCACGCGAGCCGACUGCGGCGUGCCAAGAGCGCGGCUACCGAUGAAGCGGACGACGACGACGUCGAUCGGCCGCCCACGUACCUCGCGGCCAAGCUCUUUGUCGAGCGCACACUGCACGUUGCAACGCUCCAUGCCAUGUGGGCCGUGGAAAUGCAGUCGCUCGCGGCAUCGACGCCCGACCUCGUGGCCAGCGACGGCGGGCCCGUGCUCCGCCUCUGCAUGCUCCUCUGUCCCAACCCGUUUGGCGCGCAAUUCAGCGCGCUGUACCAGCGGUACUUUGCGCGCGAGGGCGCGACGAUUGGCGUCCAUUUCGAGUGGCGGGUCUUUGACGUGGGGCAGCUCGAGUUUCCAACCGUCGCGCUCGACGAGUGGGCCCACGGCUACUUGGUCUGCGGCGGUCCUGGGCACGACGACGACUCGUUGCCGCUCUGGCACCGAUCGGUCGUUGGCUUCCUUGCGCACCUCGUGAGCCGCCAUCGGCGCGUCGGGGCGCUCGGGCGCGGCCAUAGCAUCCUCGCCAAAGCGCUCGGCGGCGACGUCGCCCGCGUUUCCCCGUCUCGACUCGACUGGAAUGUGCUGGAAGAAAAGGUAUUGUCGCAGCAGUCGGUCAAAACCGUGGUGUACGCCAUUCCUGCGCUCCACGGCGACCUUGUGACGUGUGUGCCCAGCGCCAAAGUCGCCACGAGCACGCCCGGACCGGCGUAUGUGACCAAAUUCAAGACCAAAACCGCGCUCUCGUUCGACGGACACCCCGAGUGCGGCACGUUCAUACUGCAUAUGCUCGCCCGGUACCUCCACGCGCCUGCGACGGACGCGGUCCCCGAAUGCGCGUGGCCCCGCGGCGAUGCGCUCGUUGCGCGCAAGCUCGUACAGCACUACCUCGCUGCGCAAAAAGCCGUCGAUGGACCCGAGACCGUCCUCUCGCGGCGGCUGCCUCUGCGACGCAUGCGGAUCUUUGCGCACAAAUCGUGCGACCCGAUGCUCGAGUUCUUAUCCGACACGAACGAGUACCUCGCGUUUGCGUUCAGCGAGAACGUCGAUGUCGUCGUGCUGCCGAUCUGCCUCUCGGCCGACAAGCACCCGAUCGUCUUUGGCUCGACGCAUCUCGAGGCGUUGACCGACUUGGCGGCCAUCUUUCCGUCCUACGUGCGCGCGCAUCCACCGCGCGUCGCGGUCAGUGAUCUCUCGCUCGCCGAGCUCAAGGCGCUCACGAUCCUCCAUGCUUUUCCCAACGCGAGUGGGCUCAAGUCGCCGCGCGGUCGGGGCGGGUACGCGGGCGCUAGCGAGAGCAACCGUCUCCAGACGCUUACCACGGUACUCCAGUUCCUCGCGCGCCUCCACACUGCGCAGCGAACGUCGCCGCUCGAGAUUGCGUUUACGUUUCCCGAAGAAAACGAAUCCACGUUCAGCGCCCACGACCGCGACCAUAUCGACGAGCUCUACACGAUCCUCCGUGGCGCGCUGCGGGUGCUGCACGCCGAUAUGGACGAUGCAAUCCACGUUGUCUCGCGCGACAUGCCCUUUUUGUCCACGUUGCACAAGCUGCACCCGCGCUGGCGGACGGUGCUCGUCGUGCCGCGCUCGAUCGCGACGCCGCUUCGCAUGACGUUGCAGCACGACGCGUUGGCCAUUGCGCACUUUGCCGACGCGAUUUUGAUUCCCAAGUCCCAUCCUGUGCUCUUGCCCGAUGAGAAUAACGACUCGAUCGCGCAAAUCUACCACCGCGCGGGUGUUCACGUGUACGUGGACCUGAACGACCCGUACCCGACGUCGCUCUCGCUCGUGAAGGAGCACAUCAAGUGUCAAUGCCUCCGCGUCGACGGCGUCUUUGUCUCGAACCCACACACCGCGCUCGAUGGGUUUCGGCUCUUUGCCAGUGGCCAUAGCUACGUGGACGAGGUCUACGAGGACAUACGCCAGAGCUUUGGCCUCGUCGCUGCCAUGGCCGAGCACGAGAAGCUCCAGCGGCAGAUAGAGCCCCAAAACAUCACGUACGCGCACCACGCGUACCAGUUUCCAGGCAACGAGAGCGCGAGUUGGUCCCAGCGUCUACGACACCUUUCGCCUGUCAUGGACCACGUGCUGCGCCUUAUUGCGGUGGAUGGUGACGUCGAGAUGGAGCGACAAGUGCGCGGCAACUACUACAGUGCGCCCAAGAGAGCUCUUCCCGCGCGACCGGUGACGGGUCGGCCUCUGCCGUUGGCCGUCACCGCACCCGUCUUGGGCACGUCGCAGCAAGGCCGCCGGUGUCGCACACGCGUGCCCGGAAAGCGCCAUACAAUUGGGUCGCUGGCCGCACCUUGUAGUCCUGUUGUCGACCGGUCCGAGGAUAUUCGCAGUCCCGAGCGCGUCAUGUCGGUCAACCAGCGCCGAUCCGUCGCGCCACCGAGCAAGUCCCCACUCGUAACUGCCCGACGCCUUCGACCUCCCAAUCGAUAGACGCUUCCUUUGACCAGCAGCUCUCUCGUCCGCUGAAUCCAACGAAACAACUUGCAAAGGCACGCACCGCGGGACGGCACGAGCUUGGUCCAGCGACGCGGCGCUGGGUCCUUGAUCUCCCACUUGUAAAGGGGCCGCUGUUUGGCAGGCUUUGCCGGCUAUGAGAAAGUUGCAAGUUCCUUUCGUAGUUUCUUCUAUUGCCAUGACAACUAUUCACAACUAUCUCACCAACUAAACGACUAACUACUGACUACUAGUACCUAUCUAUCGUCUCUAACGCUUCUUUUUCCUAAAUAUACUCCCUAACCCGCG
Molecule: messenger RNA, 3487 nt
Organism: Saprolegnia diclina VS20
Lineage: Eukaryota; Oomycota; Saprolegniomycetes; Saprolegniales; Saprolegniaceae
Exons: 3
Coding region: 872-3175 (767 amino acids)
Biological process (GO): lipid metabolic process
Cellular component (GO): cytosol
Molecular function (GO): phosphoric diester hydrolase activity
Source: RefSeq, a predicted model, not a curated record